This is a messenger RNA of Thermothelomyces thermophilus ATCC 42464, 963 nucleotides long. RefSeq lists its product as uncharacterized. The transcript has 3 exons. Gene Ontology annotation, cellular component: cytoplasm. Gene Ontology annotation, biological process: L-histidine biosynthetic process. The record is from RefSeq and is a predicted model, not a curated record. Bases 1 to 963 code for a protein of 320 amino acids. Gene Ontology annotation, molecular function: histidinol-phosphatase activity. Lineage: Eukaryota; Fungi; Ascomycota; Sordariomycetes; Sordariales; Chaetomiaceae.
AUGGCCUUCACAAUGCACUCCCACUCGGGCCAGUUCUGCCCUGGCCACGCCAAAGACCAGCUCGAGGACAUUAUCCUGCACGCUAUCAAGGUCGGAUACAAGACCAUCGGCCUCACCGAGCACAUGCCGCGCACUGAACUGUCCGACCUGUAUCCCGAAGAGCUCGACCCCUCUCCCGAAGAGACGCUGGCGUCGCUCGCGCCGCGACACGAAGCCUACCUGGCCGAGGCGCGCCGGCUGCAGCAAAAGUACGCCUCCCAGAUCCACGUCCUGAUCGGCUUCGAGGGCGAGUGGAUCCGGCCGGCCUACGGGCCCCUGAUCCGCUCGCUGGCCGCCGACCCGGCCGUCGACUACUUCGUCGGCUCGAUCCACCACGCGCGCGGCGUGCCCAUCGACCUGGACGCGCCCACCUACGCCGACGCGGUCCGCGCCUGCGGCGGCACCGAGCGCGCCCUCUUCGCCGCCUAUUUUGACGAGCAGUUCGCCAUGCUCGAGGCGGUGCGCCCCCGCGUGGUCGGGCACUUUGACCUCGUGCGCCUGUUUAGCUCCGCGCCAGGCCGGUCGUUGCGCCGCGGCAAGGGCGGCGAGGAAGUCUGGGCGCGAGUGGUGCGCAACCUCGAGUGCGUCCGCCGGUACGGCGGCUGGCUCGAGUGCAACACGAGCGCGCUGCGCAAGGGCCUGGCCGAGCCGUACCCGCAGCGCGAGAUCGCCGAGGAGUGGGUGCGCAUGGGCGGCCGCUUCACCUUUGCCGACGACAGCCACGGCAUCGCCCAGGUCGCCACCAACUACCGCAGGGGACUCGACUACCUCGAGGGCCUGGGCGUGAAGGAGGUGUGGACGCUCGAGCGGCGGCGCGCCCCGGCCGCCGAAGAGGGAGGGGGAGGGGGGGACGAGGACGAGGCCGAGCUGGUCGAGAGGAGCGUGUCCAUCGACGAGUUCAGAGCCAGUAUGAAUCUCGAGUAA